This is a messenger RNA of Drosophila busckii, 797 nucleotides long. It is a transcript of the gene ringer, whose product is annotated as tubulin polymerization-promoting protein homolog. Gene Ontology annotation, molecular function: tubulin binding. Gene Ontology annotation, cellular component: microtubule. Gene Ontology annotation, biological process: microtubule polymerization; positive regulation of protein polymerization; microtubule bundle formation. The record is from RefSeq and is a predicted model, not a curated record. NCBI's taxonomy places the organism in Eukaryota, Metazoa, Arthropoda, Insecta, Diptera, Drosophilidae. Bases 71 to 673 code for a protein of 200 amino acids. The transcript is spliced from 3 exons.
GGAAAGAUACGCAUACCCCAAUGGGCAUACCCCUAGUAUAGUAUUGUUAGUACUAGCAAACCAUAAUAAAAUGUUGGUUAGCGUCGUAUCGCAUAGAUCCAGCAUGUCUGAGGCAAAUGGCAGCUCACCCGCACCCGCCGCCGAGGCGCCCACCGCGGAGCUGGCACAGAUGGCAUUGGAGGAUAGCACUCCCAAAGUGACUUUCAGCGAUCAGUUUAAGGCUUUCUCCAAGUUUGGCGAUACCAAGUCGGAUGGCAAGUUGAUAACGCUCUCGCAGAGCGACAAGUGGAUGAAGCAGGCCAAGGUUAUUGAUAAGCAGAUUACCACCACCGACACUGGCAUACAGUUCAAGAAGCUCAAGGCUAUGAAGGUCACCAUAACGGAUUAUAAUAAAUUCCUGGACGAUUUGGCCAAGACGAAAGGUGUGUCCAUGGCGGAGAUUAAGAAAAAAAUGGCCAAUUGCGGUGCUCCAGGUGUCAUUAGUGUAUCCGCUGGCAAAGCAGCUGCUGCUGUGGAUCGCUUGACGGAUACCAGCAAGUAUACGGGUUCGCAUAAGGAACGCUUUGAUGCCACCGGCAAGGGCAAGGGCAUUGCUGGCAGACGCAACUUGGUCGAUGACUCCGGCUAUGUUAGUGGCUAUCAGCAGAAGGAUACCUAUGACGGCGCUCACUAAGCAAUCCCAACUUUAAUAGCAUUUUGUCUCACCUUAACUGAUCUUUAAACUUAUUUAUGUUCACAAGAAGUUUGUGUUGUGCUUACAUUUCCUUUCCUUUUAUGUUGCUUAUAUAAACUAAGUU